This is a messenger RNA of Musa acuminata AAA Group (dessert banana), 2315 nucleotides long. RefSeq names its product cytochrome P450 90D2. The coding region runs from base 128 to 1516 and encodes 462 amino acids. Gene Ontology annotation, molecular function: oxidoreductase activity, acting on paired donors, with incorporation or reduction of molecular oxygen, NAD(P)H as one donor, and incorporation of one atom of oxygen; iron ion binding; heme binding. Gene Ontology annotation, biological process: brassinosteroid homeostasis; multicellular organism development; brassinosteroid biosynthetic process. NCBI's taxonomy places the organism in Eukaryota, Viridiplantae, Streptophyta, Magnoliopsida, Zingiberales, Musaceae. The record is from RefSeq and is a predicted model, not a curated record. The transcript is spliced from 8 exons.
CACUCUCUCUUUGCUCUCCUUUGCCCCCCUCCCCCCCACCUCCUUCUCUCUCUUCGAUCCGUCGUCGUCCUCAUCGUAGCGUGCUGGAAAACGCACACAACCAUCCAAAACGACAGAGCUUUGCAGCAUGGAUAAGUUGUUGAUCAUAUGGCUGGCAGCAUCAGUUAUCGUGGUGACGGUGAUCCUCUGCAAGAGUCGGAAGCUGAAGAGGAGAACGAGAGCUGCUCGUCUCCCCAAAGGAGCCCUCGGCUGGCCUCUUAUCGGAGAGACGCUCGAGUUCGUGUCCUGCGCCUACUCGCCUCGCCCGGAGAGCUUCAUGGACAAGCGCCGUCUCGUGUAUGGGAAGGUGUUCAAGUCGCAUAUCUUCGGAAGUCCAACGAUCGUGUCAACCGAUGCAGAAGUCAGUCGGUUCAUCCUGCAAAGUGAUGAGAAGUCCUUCGUGCCAUGGUAUCCCAAAUCGCUCACGGAGCUGAUGGGGAAGUCCUCCAUUCUGAUGAUCAACGGGAGCCUCCAAAAACGAGUUCAUGGCCUCAUCGGCGCCUUCCUGAAGUCCGGCCACCUCAAGAGUCAAGUCACCAAAGACAUGCAGCGCUACGUGCAGGAGACCAUGAGCAAUUGGAAGGAUGGGCACCUCAUCCACCUCCAAGAUGAUGCCAAACUAAUUGUUUUCCAAAUCCUGGUGAAAGGAUUGAUUGGGUUGGAGCCAGGAGAGGAAAUGCACGUCUUAAAGCAACAAUUCCAGGAAUUUAUUGCUGGUUUGAUGUCUUUGCCAGUGAAGCUACCGGGAAGUAGACUUUAUAGAUCGCUGCAGGCAAAGAAGAAGAUGGUGAUGCUGAUCCAGAGGACCAUCCAAGAGAAGAGGAUGAGCGAACCUCGGUGCCCUCCACGGGACGUGGUGGAUGUUCUGCUGAAUGACAGCAACGAUCAGUUGCCCGACGACCUCAUAUCGGACAAUAUGAUCGAUCUGAUGAUACCAGCGGAGGACUCGGUGCCGGUUCUUCUGACGCUUGCAGCCAAGUACCUCAGCGACUGCCCUCUUGCUCUCCAGCAACUGGAGGAAGAGAACAUGCAAUUGAAGAAGAGCAAAUCUCUCCUCGGGGAGACACUGCAGUGGACCGACUACAUGUCCUUGUCCUUCACACAAGAUGUCAUAACAGAGACGCUGCGUAUGGGGAACAUAAUUAGCGGCAUCAUGCGCAAGGCCAUGAAAGAUGUGGAGAUCAAAGGGCACCUGAUCCCCAAGGGAUGGUGCGUGUUCGCCUACUUCCGAUCGGUCCACCUCGACGACGACCUCUACGAGGAGGCCUACUGCUUCAAUCCAUGGAGAUGGAAAGGCAAGGACACGAGUACUUGUGGCUUUACUCCUUUCGGUGGUGGGCGAAGGCUGUGCCCGGGGCUGGAUUUGGCCAGGCUGGAAGCUUCCAUCUUUCUGCACCAUUUGGUUACUGGCUUCACUGCUCUAACAUUUACUGCAGCACACACGUGCUGUAGUGCCACUUUAAGGCACCAUGGUUGAUGCAACCUGCACUUGGCUGCUGUGCCCACAGAUGGGUGGCUGAGGAGGACCAGAUCGUGAACUUCCCCACGGUGAGGAUGAAGAGAAGGAUGCCCAUCAUAGUGAGGAGGAAGAACUGAGAGAGGCUGGCUGGUUGCGGUCACAACACAUGUUGACACAAAAGAAACAAUUAGGGUUAGAGCAAUGUGUUGUGUGUCUCAACCACUACUACUGCUUCCUCUUGGAAGCUCACAAUGUACACAGAAAGACCCAGCAGUGAAAUUGGUUAGAGAAGGUCCUUGUGUAUUUUGUGCAUGGCAUAUCAGUCCAUGGCAGAGAGAUGGCAGUGUACAAGUGCUAUAAAUAAAAUUUUCCUUCUUUUUAGGAAAAAGGUUGAAUGAGAUAAAACAAGGUCCACAGCUCCCAAGAAAAGAAUUAAAUGUGGUGGAGAGGUUAAAAGUGAGUUACGAGUUCUGAAGUUUGACCACAGCAGCUUUGUGGCAGAGAAGACUUUGGAGUUGAGGGAGCAUGCAGGACCUGGAGAAAUUUACCAUCGAGCCUAGAAAAGCUGCUUUAGCUGCAGUGGCGGGAUCCGUCUCUGUGGCCUGUUUCUGCAGUUGCUGCCCUUUUGAGAGAGAAAAAUGCGCUGAAGUGGGGCUGAUUUCCUGCACUGAGGAUUUUGGAAAGGCAUGUUCACUGAGACAGUUUGGAUGGACAAGUAGUUCAAGUGUGCAACACAGGUAUGUUCUCAUUGUGAGUACUGUGUGUGACAAUGAAUAAUGCAAAUGUGGUGGUAUAGAGAAAAAAAUGAAUUGAAACA